Molecule: messenger RNA, 1719 nt
Organism: Phaeodactylum tricornutum CCAP 1055/1
Lineage: Eukaryota; Bacillariophyta; Bacillariophyceae; Surirellales; Neidiaceae
Exons: 1
Coding region: 1-1719 (572 amino acids)
Biological process (GO): transmembrane transport
Molecular function (GO): transmembrane transporter activity
Source: RefSeq, a predicted model, not a curated record
AUGGUUAACAACUGUAGCAAGGAAGGAAGUGAAGGUUGCGAGGAGCAUCAGCUACCCGAUGAGAUCUUAAGUGAAGACGUAUUGAGGCCGACCGGUGCCGAAGACCCCGUUCAAAGAGAACCUUCCAUGUAUUUCCGUUGGCUCGUUCUUUUCGCGACCUGCCUUGUGAUGACGUGUGUUUACUACUCACUCGACAUUCCGGCUGCCUUGCACCAGAACUUGAAGAACUACAUGAACGAUUCAGCCUUUGAGCUCCGCUUCAAUCUUCUGUAUACUUUGUAUUCAUUCCCAAACGUUAUUCUACCAUUCUUUGGUGGCUACUUUACUGAUAAAAUGGGCGCGUCUUACUGCCUCAUGAUCUUCGCAGCAUUUUGUUUUCUGGGACAACUCAUAUUCGCAGCCGGAACCGCCUACAGAAACUGGACCUUUAUGCUCCUGGGGCGAGCUGUGUACGGUAUCGGAGGCGAAAGCAUAUGUGUGGCGUAUUCAACACUACUAACAGAGUGGUUUGCUGGCAAAGAGCUUGCGUUUUCCUUCGGGAUUGCGUUGGCAAUUAGCCGAUUGGGGUCUGUUUUUAACAAUUUGGCAAGUCCUGUUAUCGCCAACUCUUUCUCGACACCUUGGGCGCUUUGGGCGGGAGUGGCCUUGAAUUUCAUGGCUGUAGUCGUGGCAGCUGGAAUAAAGAAUGUGGACGCCCAACACAGUUCGAUAUCAUUAGCUAUGGAUGCCAGUGACAAUCCGUCAGAUCUUGCUCAGCCACUACUUUUACAGCAAAUCGAACAUGAAGGAACAAAUAGGGGCGGACAAAGGCCGGUCAGCAGAAUGGGCUUUCGACAAUUUAGCCCUAUGUUUUGGUUGUUGUCAGCGUCCUGCCUCACAGUUUACGCCUGCAUCUUACCUUGGAACAAUGUUGCUUCUGGGAUUCUGUUAGAGCGAGAUUUAUUCCAGGCCCCACCUGCCGAGUGCCAUUUGACCUUUCCCGAUCAAUGCUCAGCUGGAAACCUUCUUAAUUUUUCCAAUCCAGCGAUUGAUGCAAACGGUAAUACGUGCUCAGGAUCCAAUUUUGCUCCAGUCCUACCGUCAUCACUGAACGUUUCCGGAAUGGACGGGAAGCCAGAUAUUUUGAUAGAUCAUUUAUCCGCCGCCGAUGUUGACUGCGACAAGCCGUUCUGGUCGGAAGAUUGUGUUAAAGACUACUGUCAGGCUCUCGGGAAGGCUUCAGAAUCUGCAGGCCGUGUCAUGUCGAUUCCGUAUUCGAUAUCGGCUUGUCUCUCCCCUUUUCUUGGUGGUGUCGUUGACCGCAUUGGACAUAGAGCUACCAUUACGUUCGUGGCAUCCUUUCUUCUCAUUGGAGUACAUUCCACUAUGGCAUUCACGACUUUCAGACCGGCAAUACCAUUAAUUGGUCAAGGUCUUGCAUACGCCUUGUAUUCUUCCGUUCUUUGGCCCAGCAUAACGCUGACGGUCCCGCAAAGAAGCACCGGAGUCGCCUUUGGCGUGAUCACAUCUAUUCAAAAUAUUGGAUUGACCCUGGUACCAAUGGCGAUUGCCUCCAUAUAUACAUCGUCGGGGCAUUGCUACAUCCCCUAUGUGGAGCUAUUCUUUACAUGUUGCGCGGUGUCGGGUGCUAUGUUGGGUAUUGGGGUCAAUUUUCUCGAUCAACUGACUGGCAACAAGCUUAAUGGAAUUAGUGUACAAUCGCGUGCUGCUGAUCGAUAG